Fonsecaea nubica is the source of this 1047-nucleotide messenger RNA. RefSeq lists its product as hypothetical. The coding region runs from base 1 to 1047 and encodes 348 amino acids. The record is from RefSeq and is a predicted model, not a curated record. NCBI's taxonomy places the organism in Eukaryota, Fungi, Ascomycota, Eurotiomycetes, Chaetothyriales, Herpotrichiellaceae. The transcript has a single exon.
AUGGGCUGCGGAUCGUCAAGUUUGAAGGGAUCCGACAUACCCAACCUCAACAGCCAACCUACGACGGUGACAUCAGCACAGCAGAUCAAAAAGAUCGGGACCAACUUCUCCGACGUCGAUUAUGACCAAAACGCCCGUCAGCGGCGCAUGACCGAGUAUGCGCCGCAUGAGCAACCUCCUCCGCGGAUGAGGGAGGAGAGUCGCGACAUUGGCGCGACCGAACAGAGCACGGUCGCCUGGGAGCAGUGGCAGCAGGAAUAUCAAUACGACACCCGCCCUGAUCGCCCGGGGGAGAACUCGGGUGUGUUGACGGGCCAUCACGGUGGGAACGACAGGACCAUGUCCGGCAGCGGGCCCGCGGAUCGGAACAACAACAACAACAACAACAACAACAACAACAACAACAACAACAACAACAACAACAACAACAACAACAACAACGAUGGAGAUCUGAGACCGUACCAGACCAUGGACGGUGGUGACUGGGAUAACCAGGACGACCAGCGACAACAGAGACAACAGUCGUACGCCAACGGCGGCGGCAUGCAGGACGGAGGAGGGGACCCGACGUCCGACAUGGCCAAAAACGCAUUCGCUGCCGCCAACGACCCGGCAAACCCCAACUAUCAAGACGGCCAGAGGGGAGGAGGAGGACCGCGCUACUCGCAGGCCGAAGGGUACAAUCCCAACAACAAUAAUGCUAAUGAUAACGACCACGACGACGGCGACGAUCACCAACAACAGCAAUACGAUGGCUACGGUCGCAACAUGUCCACGGCCUCGUACGCCAACGGCAACCCAGACAUCCACGACGAAGGCGACGACACGGGCGAACCCAAAAAGGGGUGGUUCGGCCAAAAGUUCCAGUCCUUCCAGUCCUCGCGGCGCCAGUCGGAAUACACCGACGAAGACCUGAUCAAGUACACGGGCAAGGAUAGGUCACAGCUGAGGGAGUGGGCCCAGAACAGGCCGGGCGUCGGGCCCAACCAGGAAGCUGGGAGGGUUGGGACCGACAACGGUCUUGCGGCGGGGGCAGCUUGGAAUUAA